AUGGGAAAAGGUAUCGCUAAGUAUGGUUACAAAUCUGGUAUUUUACCAGUCACAAGAAGUAUCCUGAAAAAACCCACCACCAAACAAUUGGAUCUAAUUGCUAAAAGUAAAGCUGCUCAACCCAAGGGUGCACGUGGUGAAGGGUACGCUGAUGGUGUGCAACAUCCUCCAAGGUCAAGCAGGGUGCCUCCCGCUCCAGAAUUCAUUGAUGUGGAGACUUUAAUUAAAAAUACAGUUCCGAGAAGUCAUAAAGAUUUGCAGAUUAAUACUGUUGAACAAAGGCAGAAGUUAGAAAGAGCACAGGUACGUCAAAGAUAUUUGGAGGAAGCCUUUAGAAACGAGGAAAAUAGAAUACUUAGAAGAGAUGAAUUGAUCCAAAGGAGAAAAGAGAUUGAAAAACUGGAACAUGAGAGAGAUCUGAAAUUGAUCAAUCAAAAGAAGUCUUCUGAUUUGACUAUCCCGUCCUUGGAACAUAUAAUUAACCAGCCCUUAAUGAGACAAAGAACUGAGGAAGAGAAGAAGUUGUUGGAUAUGAAAAGAAAAUAUAAUAGGGACUUAGUGGAAUUCAAAUCAAGGGAAAAUAAGAUUCGCAAAUUGUUGGAGUUAUAUUAUGUCGCAGAUGAGUUUAUCGUCACCGAAGAACAAUUGAUGAAAAAAUUAGACAAUUUAAUUCCAAUUAGAAAAUUGCCCAUAUCCGAGGAAACAAGAAAAAAUAAUAUCGAGAAUAAACUUGGCGAUGAAUUGUUUGGUUCUAUUAACGGUAAACCUGGUCUUCCAAUGAUUAAAGAGUACUUAAACAAUGAAGCAGAAGAAUUUGCAGAAAGAAUAAGACAACAAAAUGAACAAUCCCAACAACUUAAUUAA
Messenger RNA from Arxiozyma heterogenica, 864 nucleotides. It is a transcript of the gene PET123, whose product is annotated as mitochondrial 37S ribosomal protein mS26 PET123. Bases 1 to 864 code for a protein of 287 amino acids. The transcript has a single exon. Lineage: Eukaryota; Fungi; Ascomycota; Saccharomycetes; Saccharomycetales; Saccharomycetaceae. The record is from RefSeq and is a predicted model, not a curated record.